This is a messenger RNA of Astyanax mexicanus (Mexican tetra), 1575 nucleotides long. RefSeq names its product ufm1-specific peptidase 2 (gene ufsp2). Lineage: Eukaryota; Metazoa; Chordata; Actinopteri; Characiformes; Acestrorhamphidae. The record is from RefSeq and is a predicted model, not a curated record. The coding region runs from base 88 to 1488 and encodes 466 amino acids. The transcript is spliced from 12 exons.
GGUCUGAAGGCGGCUGCGUUGCCACACGUCAUCAUGACUUCAUGCUGCUGACUGGAGUUCAGGCUCCACUAAGGUUUAAUCGCUAAAAUGGUUCACACUGAAAACAACAGUCUCAUUUUUCGGUUAAGAGGGGUGCUAGAAUUCUCCUGCCAGCUUGACAGCUCCAAUGAAACACAGGGACAGAGUGCCAUCUCCAAAUCCUUCCAGACGCUCCGCACCAGAGUCUCAUCUGAAAGCCUGGUUUUCAGCGUCUGCAGCAGUCCUGUCCUGCUGUGGCCCAACAAGAGCUUCCAUUCAACAGUGGAGAAUCUGACAGAAGGAGCACCAUAUAGAGACAUCCAACAGUACAUAGAAGUUGAAGACGGAGGGAGCAAGAAGUCGUCGAAAAAGAGAGACAAAAAAGACACUGGUCCUAGCGUGGUCAACUUGAAGCUGCUGUUGGAGGUCACAGAGUCGGGGGACAGUGCAUCUUUGACCCUAUGUACAGUAACCAAACCUCAGCACUCUUUGAAGAUGCCCGUGUGUGUAGACUGUGUAUUCUCUGCAUCAGGACAGGACACACUUGGCUCUGUGUGUUCAGGCCUGGUGGGGUCGCUGUGCAACCAGUUAUCAGACAUGGAGGAGGUGGUGUUGAAGUACAGGAAAAGCACAUCUCUGCUGGUGCCUCAGCCUUUCCACUUUCAGCUGCCUGAGUCUGCUGGUCUGGUCACUGUUAUUUACCCAGCAGGAGUUCCGGACAGUCAGCUCCUGGCCGUCAGAGAGGAGCUGCAUGAGAAGUAUGGGUUGCCUAGCGACAGGCCCUGUUUUCGGAGGGCAAAUGCUUUUCACUUCCCAGACGAAGCGUAUAAAGACGGAUACCUGCGCAAUCCUCACACACACCUGAACACACCCAAUGUGGAAGAUGCCAAGCUGUAUGUGGUGAAAGGUGUAUACAGUUACCAUCACUACAUGCAGGAUCGUGUGGAUGAUAACGGAUGGGGCUGUGCGUAUCGCUCUCUUCAGACUAUCUGCUCCUGGUUUCAGCAGCAGGGCUACACAGACAGAGCCGUGCCCACACACACUGAGAUACAACAGGCUCUGGUGGAUGUGGGUGAUAAAGAGCCCCCCUUUGUGGGCUCUCGACAGUGGAUCGGCUCUAUAGAGGUGCAGGCUGUCCUCAACCAACUUUUGGGGGUUACUUCAAAGAUCCUGUUUGUCAGCCGAGGAUCUGAACUGGCUUCCAAAGGCAGAGAACUGGCCAAUCACUUUGACACCAUGGGAACACCCAUCAUGAUUGGAGGGGGCGUACUGGCGCACACCAUAUUGGGUGUGGCCUGGAGUGAGAUCAGCGGACAGAUACGCUUCCUAAUCCUGGACCCACAUUAUACAGGAGGAGAGGAUCUGCAGACCAUCACUGAAAAGGGCUGGUGUGGAUGGAAAGGACCUGAAUUCUGGGACCAGAAUGCCUAUUAUAACCUCUGCCUUCCUCAGAUUCCCAAAACCAUCUAAGCCUUUUAGUCACUCAACAUUUCAUCAAUCAAAGCACACACACCUUCCACGCUCAAAUAUUAAAGACAACUUUAUUGUGUAAAAACA